GCCCUCUGCGGCCCUCUCUCCCUAUGCGAUCGCUUCUCGGCCUUUUGGCUCAGACCAAGUGUAGGACUGAGUCAGAGGUGCUCGGAAACAUCGCCCCUUGGCCUUGUGGCAUCGGCACUUAGUGUCUUAAGCCACAUGCUGCUUUUGGGGGGCGUUCUAUUCCGGGCAACGAGAGGCGAUCACCCUUCACUACAGUGAAAGCUGUGAGUGUUCUACAAUGGCUGCAGAAGAUGGUUCGGUUCCUGCGUUCGUCCGAGUGAAGCACUCAGUGAGAAUCAUCGCGGCAGAUCCUGAAAAUCGGGAGAAAGGCUUGGCAUACGUCGUGCAAGUCGUUUUGGAGGAGUUCGGCAGGGUAUCGAGGAGAGAAAUCCUUGCGAUCCAGGACUACCCUAAGAGAGGCAUCUACGAUAUCACCUUCGAUGGCGAGGGUAUUUAUCGCAGCUUCGUGGGAAUCCUGGAGGAGUGUCCGAACGAUCCUCGGCUGGGAGGUUUUAAGAUUGUGCCCCAUUUUGCAGAGGAGGAGAAGUUCUUGGUGGUUAAGUCCUACUCUCCUUUUGUUCCGCUUAAGGAGAUAGAAGCGGUUUUGAGCAGGUACUGUAAAAAGCUUGUUUUUUCAGGAAAGAUUCUUAACGAGCUGGGUAUCUGGACAUCGAAAUAUCGUUUCAAAGCUGUGUUCGAGAAAGGUGUCUUCCCGCCCGCAAGAUUCCGUCUCGGUACAGUUAACAUCGAUUGUUUCUUCAAUGGAAUGCCUGAGUUCUGUAAGAGAUGUCGUUUAUACGGACAUGUGACAGACGGCUGUGUUCGUUGCCAGAAUUGUGGUAAGGAUGGACAUGAGGUAAAGUCUUGUUCUGUCCCAAAGAAAUGCAAUUUCUGUUUACAGGAGGGUCAUCUCUACGCGGGGUGCCCUCAGAGGAAAGCUAAGGAAGAGAAACCUAAAGGCAAUGCUGGUAAGUUACCUGUACAGGUUGAACCAACGACUGAGUCAUCUGGUGAGGAGGCGUCAGCAGGUAAAGCAUCACAAGGGAAGCUGGCAGUGAAAAGAAAAAAAGUGGAGAAGAAAGGAAAACAAAAGCCUGAAGUAAGUGCUACUGUUGAGACUGUUGAAACUAUGGUGGUUGAAUCUCUUUCCAGAGGGGAGAGACUGUACAAUUUCUUUAAAGAGAAGUCUAACCCAGAGAUCCAGGCAGCGUUGAGCGAUUGGUCAGAUGAAGAUGAGUACGAUUAUUUAGCGAAGUGCAUCAACGAAACUCCGGAGAAAAAAGACAUUCGGAAAAAGGUGUUGGAUUACAUGAGAAGUUUAAAGUAGUUCUUUUAAUAAAAAUACAAAAAAUAUAUAUAUAAUAAAAAGGAAAAAAUAUAUACGGUUUCUAAAUGAUUUUGUAAAGUGAUUGGUGGUUAUUCACUAUGAUACUUUAUUACUGAGAGAAACCCUAUGCUAAUGCAGAGAAUUGUUAGCCGCCAAGGCUAGCUAAACUGGCCGGCCCUCU
Molecule: messenger RNA, 1487 nt
Organism: Xenopus tropicalis (tropical clawed frog)
Lineage: Eukaryota; Metazoa; Chordata; Amphibia; Anura; Pipidae
Product: zinc finger CCHC domain-containing protein 3-like
Exons: 1
Coding region: 218-1306 (362 amino acids)
Biological process (GO): activation of innate immune response
Molecular function (GO): nucleic acid binding; zinc ion binding; RNA binding
Source: RefSeq, a predicted model, not a curated record